Molecule: messenger RNA, 520 nt
Organism: Mytilus californianus (California mussel)
Lineage: Eukaryota; Metazoa; Mollusca; Bivalvia; Mytilida; Mytilidae
Product: blood vessel epicardial substance-like
Exons: 3
Coding region: 17-427 (136 amino acids)
Source: RefSeq, a predicted model, not a curated record
UUCCCCUGAAUAUGAUAUGUUUGGUAACUAUGAGACCGAAGAAACAUACCAGGUGUCUAUUGUAGCAUCUGAAGACAGCUUUCUUCUGACAAUGUCUGUCAUAAAACUUAAGACAUAUCUAGAUACCGAUCCAUUUAUCUCAAAUGUGUUUUACAACGUGGUUGGAAAGGACAUUAGCAACAAGCUUUAUCAAAUCCAAGAAUUGUUAUUAAAUAAUCCAGACUAUAUGCAAGCAUUGCCAAGUCGUCAGUCAUCUAUGGUCAAUCUGAGAAGUGCCCUUGUAAAACAAAACUCUUCAGUUGCAUUACCGGUAUAUAAAUUGAAUUGUUUUGGAGUAGACCUGAAAGGUUGGAACAUCAAUCAUAAUUCCAGUGCUGAAGAGACAGUAACACAUUACCCUGUUGAAACUUUUGAAAGUCAAGUAUAAGUGGAGUGAUACUAUACAUACUUUUGUUAUAUCAUAGGUACCAAAGAUUGACCAAAGAACAUGGUGUAUAAUAAACAUAAGAUGCUCAACAUA